Molecule: messenger RNA, 3668 nt
Organism: Pectinophora gossypiella (pink bollworm)
Lineage: Eukaryota; Metazoa; Arthropoda; Insecta; Lepidoptera; Gelechiidae
Gene: alph
Product: protein phosphatase 1B
Exons: 4
Coding region: 338-1504 (388 amino acids)
Biological process (GO): protein dephosphorylation; negative regulation of stress-activated MAPK cascade
Cellular component (GO): nucleus; cytosol
Molecular function (GO): manganese ion binding; magnesium ion binding; protein serine/threonine phosphatase activity
Source: RefSeq, a predicted model, not a curated record
UAAACCAUAGACAAUUACUAUUUAUGUCCGCCAUUCAUUCUUUUGAGUUGCUUUUUCGUUUUACGAUUCCCUAUUGAGCACGAUUUGUCAUCAAGAUCGACGCAACACCAUCGUGCUUUAGUAAUUACGUGGAAGCGGCCGAAAUACAAGUGAACGCGCCAGAACCCCACCUGGCGCGGACUGAAACCCCCCCUGCUUUCUGACGUGAUCCAUCCGCGAGAUCGUAUCGUGCAAGUGAUGGUUUCGCUUCCCGUUUACGUUAUCGCAAACGUUUGCUCGAGUGCCUGAUGGUGGAACUAUGUACGAUUAGCAGGAGCAACCAGAGGGAGGACUCAACAUGGGGGCUUUUUUAAACAAGCCGGAGACUAAGAAGUAUAACGAGAGUGGGGAAGGGAAUGGACUUCGCUAUGGCGUGGCGUCGAUGCAAGGCUGGCGCGUGGAAAUGGAAGAUGCGCACCACGCGCAGCUGACGCUCAAUGGCACUCUAUCGGACUGGUCAUACUUUGCUGUAUUUGACGGACACGCGGGCGCGCGCGUCUCGGCACACUGCGCCGAAAACCUGCUUGAAUGUAUCCUCCAAACGGAUGAGUUCCGGCGUGAAGCGAUUGCCGACGCGAUUCGCGCCGGUUUCCUCGACCUGGACAAGAAGAUGCGGGAACUGCCCGAGCUGUCCAACGGCGAAGAGAAGUCGGGCUCGACGGCCGUCUGCGCGUUCGUGUCGCCGAAGCAGAUCUACAUUGCAAACUGCGGAGAUUCGCGAGCGGUGCUUGCGCGGAACGGCGCGCCGAUAUUCGCGACGCAGGACCACAAGCCGGAGCUACCGACGGAGAAGUCACGCAUCGUGCAGGCCGGCGGCUCGGUAAUGAUCCAGCGCGUGAACGGCAGCCUAGCCGUGUCGCGCGCGCUUGGCGACUACGAGUACAAGAAGGUGAUGGACCGUGGGCCGUGCGAGCAGCUGGUGUCGCCGGAGCCCGAGGUGUUCGUGCACGAGCGUUGCGAAGCUGAAGAUGAGUUCCUGGUGCUGGCAUGUGAUGGGGUGUGGGACGUCAUGAGCAAUGAGGCACUCUGUGCAUACAUUCACUCGUUGCUACGCCUCACAGAUGAUCUGACCACUGUCACCAACCAGGUCAUUGACACGUGCCUCUACAAAGGCAGCAAAGAUAACAUGAGCAUCGUGCUGGUGGUGUUCCCGUCGGCGCCGAAGCCAGACCCGGAGGCCAUCCGCGCCGACCGCGAGCUGGACGAGACGCUGCGCCAGCGGCUCACAGCUUUGAUCCAGAAGAGCGCGGACAGCGAGGAGCGCGAAGACACGUCGUGCCACUUCUCGUUGGUGCUGAAGCAGCUGCUGCAGGAGAACAUCCCCGGCCUGCCGCCCGGCGGGGGGCUCGCCGCCAAGCAAGCGCUGCUGGACAAGAUCUACAGGGAGUUCUACCCGGAGCAUGCGGACAGCUCCGACACGUUCGACUGCCAGGCCGAGCUGGCCGAGGCCUUCCAGACCAACUAGGCGCCCCCCGCGAGAUGUACCGCGGCAGUAGUCCAUGUUCGUAAUAUCGCUGUUAGACUUCCAUUUCCUAUGUCCCUCCCCACACUUCCCGUGAGCGGAACCAUCUCCACUGUCAAUAGCGUCGACGGGUCGCCCGUACUGGGGGCAGGGCGCGUUCGUUCCGCUUAGUGGAAUACUUAUUCGUAGUACAAAUGGAAUCGAAUCGCGGCUCCGUCGCCCGCCGGGUGAAACUGAAGAGAUAUUUUUGUAAAUAAAAUACCGCGCGUCGACGCACCGCGGCUGCGGCGCCUGGCUGCGGCGGCUGGACUUUUAAACGGCUUUGUAUAAAAUCCCGCUUGUAUGGACUGAAGUACUGUACUGUGUCCUGUCCGGGCGGCGCCGCAGUCGGCGGCAACCUGCGGCGGUCCGCAGCGGUUCGCGGCAACCCGUCGUAGUCGGCGGCAACCCGCCGCAAUCCGCAGCGGUUCGCGGCAACCCGCACGCAUGUAGCUCACAUUUGUAUAGCAGCAUUACACCAGGUUUUCCGCCGCAGUACAUUUAUUUCAUAGAUAUUUUUCGUGUUACAUUAUUGGCCAUUCAUAAAUGUCAUAAUAUUAGAUGUGUAAUAUAGAGAUUCGAAUAAAAUAUAUAUUAUAUAAAUAAAAUACAAAAUGUUGUCUCGACAUAGUUCACCGGCAGAGCGGCUUGUUAGUGCCGCCUCCGUGCCACUGCCGACGAGUCGGUGUGGCCAGUCGCAGUGGUUCAUGGUUUCUGCAAUAUUUGUCGAGUAAUAUUCUUGGUUUCUGAUUAUAAUCGGAUCACUUCUGAUUGAUAUCGAUUCAAAGCCUAAAGUAUUUAUAGAGUUCUCAUUUUACAACAUGCCUAGUUCCUUUUUGUACAUAUUUUCUAUAUUUCACCUACAUAGUCAUUGUCCAAAACGUUAGUCAUCUAUUAUCAUAUUGAUUUAAUGUAGCGUAAAUAUUUCUUAAUUGGGAUUUGGAAUUUUAUGGGGUUUUUAUUAUUAGUUGUUUCCGGACAGAGUUGUAUGUACUUCAUUUUCGGGUUUGUUAUUACAUUUAGAUAUAAUUGGCGCUUCUAAAUUUAACUUACGCAUUAUCCCUCGGUUUAUAUUUCCGAAGUUCUUAAUAAUUUGGAAUGUAAUCGCUUCGUACUUAGAACAUAAUCUAUGUUAAUUGGCACUCACGAUGGCUGCCUGUCAGCGGCUAGUUCACACGACCGUACAAACGUAUCGAGUAGUCUGACAACAAAUAUACUCGUACACACUAUUGUUACCAAAUUGAAAAGAAGUAAUAGCUAUCUUUUUAAAUGACAAAGAGUUUAUUUCUUUUCCUCUUGUAAAUAAAAGAAUAAAAUGAGAUAUUUUGUACCUGUUCGAGCGAAUUAGAGUGUAUUACUUUAUGUAGGUGUAGUUUGGCACGCGCAUAGUUGCGGGCUGGCUGGCUCUGAGCGCCGCAAGAGGCGCGGGGCCGACGGCCGCCCGCUGCUCUGACGAGACCAAACUAAUAUUCAACUCACUAAUGUAAAAUAGAUUAUACUGAACAAAUAUGUACUUGUCGAUUUUUAAAACAAAACAGAUGACUUUCUCAGCACUUGCUAUGUAUUCAAUAAAUUGUCUUAUUCUGUAGUUAAGCCGCCGCGUGCAACACCGUCACCGGUGCUGUAUCGCGCGUCUCACGAUCGGUUGCAAGAACUGAACGACUCUUGGACCCACUCUCGCAACUUGAUAGAAAACAUAAAUUGAGGAUCAGUUUUUGCACCAAUCAAAUGUUGUAUCUCGAAAAAACCCUCUCUUCGUCAGCCCAUUGUCAUGGACAAUUACUAUUUAUUGUUAUUUUCUUGAUAUGUAAUACAUUUAGUGACGAUUCUUUGCACCGUUGCGUUAUUUCUGGUUACUUCUAGUGCUAUUUUAGGUUAUUUUUUAAUUGAAUAAUGUUUGUUUUUAUCCUUUCGUGAGUUAAUUAGACCAAAUAUUUCUGGCAGUGGGUUUUGAAAUGGAGUAUUUUUAUAUCCACCGGAGGAGAAAAAUGUAAAUUUAACGUAUGGUUGUAUUUUAUUAUUAUUAUAAUUUCGCUUUCUGACGAAAGUCUACGUUGUCUUACGGAGUGUGUCUCGUUAUUAUCUAGUAGACGCUUGAACAAUAAAUAAAUACCUGUACCUUUACAAA